AUGUCAACUUGGGUAUACCCUCCAAUAGCCCCAAAUGAGCUCAGAAAGGCCGAAGACACCUCCUUGGUAAGGAAGCUCGAGCUUCAAUGGUUUCUAGAGUCCCUUCAGCCAUCCUUGGGUGCCCUGAAGGAGGGCCUUGAAGAUUGUGCUGCUUUACUGGCCCCGAAGGAGCCUGGUUCUACCCUGGUCCUAUCUUCUCUCAGAUCCGAAAGUGUCAAAGGCUUCGUCACUCGAGUAGGCACAAAACUUGUCAAAGGGGACAUUCACCUUAGGCUUACAACUCUUCCUCCCAAUACCCCAAGGGGAACAACCACUUCGACGCCUUCUACACGGCUGAUUUUUGUUGCAUCGCCUUCUUCAUCGGACAUACUCCUUCCUCAGCUAUUUGCCGUCAAAUCUCUGGUCAAUGAUGCCCUCGACAUUAUUGAUGUCUCUCGAUGGACUGGGCAGUCAACUGAUUCGUCCUUCAUGUCUGGUCAAUUGAAGCUACUACAUGACCACCUUCGUGAAGCGAAAGCGUGUCUGAAAGGAUCUGGACCGAGAAAUGAUGUUGAUCCCGUCCCUGGAGCAGACUGGUGGACAAACAGUCCAGAUGAAAACACCUUCCAACCUCCCCUGGGUGAACAUCUAAGUUUACAUUUCACCAUCCAGGACGCUCACCUUGUCCUCACUGUUCGUACACUCGCCCCUACCUCUCCAGGAGGUACCCCCAGUACCCCCAACGAGUCUGCUUUCUCUCUUUCAGGCUUCAGCCUCAGGAGCAAACUCUUAGGCCUUGGACCAAAACCUCCGAAUCACGAUGAAAUGGGUGAGAUAUUCGAAUGGCGGGGGCGGCAAGACGUCAUCGUCCGUGAGAAAGUCCGAGUAGAGACUGCUGAUCCCAGUUUGCUCAGUAUUGCAGCAAAGUUGAGUGCUCUUGAACAUGAAGUUGCUCGCUGGCGCUUGAAUCUUAGGAUCAUUCUAACAGGAGACGUCGAGGAAGAUUGA
Molecule: messenger RNA, 987 nt
Organism: Exophiala aquamarina CBS 119918
Lineage: Eukaryota; Fungi; Ascomycota; Eurotiomycetes; Chaetothyriales; Herpotrichiellaceae
Exons: 3
Coding region: 1-987 (328 amino acids)
Cellular component (GO): RAVE complex
Source: RefSeq, a predicted model, not a curated record